This is a messenger RNA of Lactuca virosa, 2303 nucleotides long. The record is from the annotation of a GenBank genome assembly. NCBI's taxonomy places the organism in Eukaryota, Viridiplantae, Streptophyta, Magnoliopsida, Asterales, Asteraceae.
AUCCUCUAAACUCCUCAGAUCCUCAUUCCUUCUCUCAACCGUUGACUAAAUUAGGGAUUGUUAAACACCAAUUUAGAAGCACCGAGUUAUAAAACAAGGUUAUUUAAACUGGUGGUUGGGAUUGGAAUUGGAAUUGCUGCAAGUCCGGAACUCUGUUUUGGAUAGAAGUGGUAUCGUGAAGAAUCAAAGGCUCCGUGCCUGAUAUCAACGAUACCAACUCCUCACUUGUACUGGGAGAGCAGACAUGUCAACGGUUUAAUCUUGCCCAUAUUCAAUUAUCAAGAUAUGAAUAGAUGGAGUCCUUCGUAAUUUACUCUAGAAUUCUAUUAAAACUACUGAGCGCAAUGCCGACACCCGGAUGAAUCCAUCUGGCGACCAAUUUUUUGGACGGGGGAAACAUAUGAACAGAAAGUCAACAAGCGGCCUGGAAUCAUGAGGUAUCGAGUUGGGGUUCCGUCAAGUUCAACCAGGUUUUGGAACAUUUUUCACUCACCUCGUAAUCCUCUCCUUUUUUUUUUCUCCUAGUUGUCUCUACUCUCAACAUGAACAUUGCAAGAAGACAAAAAAACCUACCUUUAAUCCUUUCUUCGACAAUUUAGAAACACAGGAUUCUCAAAAUUGGUAGUUGGGAUUGGAAUUUGAAGUCUAUGUUUUCUGAUUCUAGUGCAAAAAUUAGGCGUAACUAACCGCACAAAAACCACACAAAACUAUCAGUUGUUCACCCGCAAAUCCGGAGCUCUGUUUCAGAUAGAAGUGGUAUCGUGUAGAAUCAAAGGCCCAGGCCCGGUGCCCGAGAAUGUCAGAUGUACCUAUCACGAAUACCAACUCCUCACUCCUACUGGGAGAGCAGACAUGUCAACAGUUUACUCUUGCCGAGAUUCAAUUGGCAACCAACAACUUUGACGAGACUUUAGUAAUUGGGCAAUGUUUAUAAAUGUCCCAUCAAGAUAGGGUUAGUAAGAGAAGUUGCAGUUAAAAGGUUGCACUCCAUGUCCACCCAAGGGGCCCAUGAAUUUGAGGCAGAAGUUAAGGUUCUUUCUAAGCUGCGGCAUGGUAAUCUUGUAUCUCUGGUUGGUUAUUGCAAAAAAGGAAAUGAGAUGCUCAUAGCUUAUGAGUUAAUGCCCAAUGGGACACUUAAAGAUCAUCUUUGCAAAGCUGAUUCCACAUUAUCUUGGUUACAACGACUCAAGAUAUGCGUAGGUGCAGCUCGGGGAUUAGACUACCUUCACACAGGUACAUCAACACAAAAUGGAGUUAUACAUCGCGAUGUGAAGACGUCCAAUAUUUUGUUGGAUGCAAACUUUGCUGCUAAAAUUUCAGAUUUUGAUGCAAAUCUGUGAAGCAGGAUGGUAAAUUCGUUAGCAAAUCUGAUUAUAGUGCUCACCAUAUCCAGAAAUCUACAACAUGAAAUAUCAGAACAUUCACAUACGAUGAGUUGGUAAGUAUAACAAAUGAUUUCAAAGACAUGGAGCGUUCUCCAACUUCUAAUGGAUCCAUUUACAAAGGUUGGGUUGAUGAAAAGUCAUAUGGUCCUACAGAAUCUGGUGUUGGUUUGGCAAUAUAUGUUAGGAAGGAGGAGAUUCUAACCUGGAAGUUGGACUUGAAACUAUUAGAAUUUUGUCAUCCCAAUAUUACCAGACUCUUGGGAUAUUGCUUGGCUAAUGUAACUAUGUUUUGGGUAUACGAGCUCAUUCCAGCGAUACGUUUAGAUGAUCAUCUAUUCAAAGCAGCACCAAAUACAACUCCACUUUCUUGGGCUGCACGAUUGAAAAUAGCACAAGGAGCAGCUCAAGGCCUGUCUUUCUUCCAUCAGAGGAAUCGUCCAGCGUAUAACAAUUUUGAGGGCAAUCUUAUAUUGGUGGACAGGGAUUUUAAUGCUCGGCUUUGCGAUUAUGAAAUAGACAAUUUACUUGCCCCACCUGGCUGCUCUACUUUCGAAAGAGACAAAUUGGAUGGUCUUUUUGGACCUGUGCGUGGAGAUGAAUCUGGAGUGUAGAGUGAGAUCUAUGCUUUUGGAGUGGUACUGCUGAAAAUGCUAAUUGGGAUGAAGGAGUAUGAUGAAAGGAUACCCCUCGAACAGAAAAAUUUGAUGGAAUGGGCUACUCCAUUGCUUAACAAAUAAGGUAAAUUUGGGAACAAUUAUGGACCCACAACUUCAGCAUAAUAAUCAUCUUCCAAAGGGAGCAUUCGAGUUGGCUCAACUUGUUUCAAAGGGUCUUCAACCAACUCGUGACAAAAAUCUGUCAAUUGAAGAUAUCUCGCAAGUCUUGUAUCAAUGCUAUCGAAAUGAAAUCAUAUCGGGU